UGCAGUCUGCACAGAUGGAGGCACUUCUGAAAGAGCUCCUUUCAGCUUCAAGUCUACUGAAUGAGCUUAAAGAGAUGUACAAUUAUGAAAGCCGCUUAAAAACCUUUGCCAAUUGGCCCUUCAUGAAGAACUGCAAGUGCACUCCAGAGAAUAUGGCAAAGGCAGGCUUUAUCCACUGCCGAAGUGCAAAUGAACCGGAUGUGGCAAAAUGUUUCUUUUGCUUGAUAGAACUGGAGGGCUGGGAACCUAAUGACGACCCAUGGGAGGAACACGCCAAACGUCGUAGCUGUGGAUUUUUAUCUCUUACUAAGCAGUUUGAUGACCUGACAAUGGAGGAGUACUACAUGCUGGAGAAGACGCGGCUAAGAACCUUCCUUUGCAAAACUGGCAGAAGCAUAAUAAAUGCCUUUGAAGAAGAAGUUGCUGCAACUAGGAAGCGUCUUGUGGAUAACUUUGUCUCCAAACAUCGAUAUACGCCACAGCCACCAGCACCCAUCCGAGCCGAUCUGACUUGCCAAUCUUCUGAAAGCUCACAUCAUGAGUCCAGAAGUUAAAUAUGACUGACUUUUUUUCUCUUAUACAGUAAAAAUAUUUUUAUUCCUAUGCAAAUACUUAUAUUAAUCUGAACAGUAGUUUGAGGAAGCGUGGAGAAUUUUUUAAUAGGCUCUCUAGAGCAGAAGUAGUAACUGAUUUAUUUCUCUCUUGCAAAAUGCUUUGUCAUAGGUAGGCAUGGACUAAUGCUAGUGAAUAUAUAUUCACAGGUUAUAUAUAUAUGAUAAAUACGCAAGCAAAUACGUUUAUUUUGCUUUUUGUAGGCUGACUUUUGAAUAAAGAUGACUAAUGGAGAGUA
Molecule: messenger RNA, 850 nt
Organism: Phasianus colchicus (ring-necked pheasant)
Lineage: Eukaryota; Metazoa; Chordata; Aves; Galliformes; Phasianidae
Product: baculoviral IAP repeat-containing protein 5.1-like
Source: RefSeq, a predicted model, not a curated record